Xiphias gladius (swordfish) is the source of this 1772-nucleotide messenger RNA. It is a transcript of the gene pa2g4a, whose product is annotated as proliferation-associated 2G4, a. Lineage: Eukaryota; Metazoa; Chordata; Actinopteri; Istiophoriformes; Xiphiidae. Bases 124 to 1299 code for a protein of 391 amino acids. The transcript has 13 exons. The record is from RefSeq and is a predicted model, not a curated record.
GAUGUGGGAGGGGCGUGGAGGGCAGCAGGAGGCCCCCGUUAGCAGCAGCGACCAGAGCCGAGCUGAGCUGCGGGGAACUUCCGCUUUUCAGGGCCGAGUAGCGACCGAAACUUCACUGCCAAGAUGUCCGACGAGGAGCAAGAGCAGACCAUAGCUGAGGAUCUGGUGGUCACCAAGUACAAGAUGGGGGGUGACAUCGCCAACCAGGCUCUUCGUCUGGUCGUGGAAGCAGCAAAGCCCGGGGUGUCUGUUCUCAGCCUCUGUGAGAAGGGGGACGCAUACAUCAUGGCUGAGACCGGAAAGGUCUUCAAGAAGGAAAAGGAAAUGAAGAAAGGCAUUGCCUUUCCCACCAGCGUCUCAGUCAAUAACUGUGUUUGCCACUUCUCUCCCCUGAAGAGUGACCCUGACUACACACUUAAAGAUGGGGAUCUGGUCAAAAUAGAUCUAGGGGUUCAUGUCGACGGCUUCAUUGCCAAUGUUGCUCACAGCUUUGUUGUGGGAGCCAGUAAGGAGAACCCCAUCACAGGCCGCAAAGCUGAUGUAAUCAAAGCAGCCCAUCUGUGUGCAGAAGCAGCUCUUCGCCUUGUUAAACCUGGUAACCAGAACACUCAAGUGACAGAAGCCUGGAACAAGAUCGCUCAGUCGUUCAAAUGCUCACCUAUCGAGGGUAUGCUGUCUCAUCAGCUAAAGCAGCAUGUCAUAGAUGGAGAGAAGACCAUCAUCCAGAACCCAACAGACCAGCAAAGGAAGGACCAUGAGAAGGCAGAGUUUGAGGUACAUGAAGUCUACGCUGUGGACGUCUUGAUUAGCACUGGAGAAGGGAAGGCCCGAGAUGGAGGUCUGAGGACCACCAUUUAUAAGAGGGACCCCAGUAAGCAGUAUGGCUUGAAGAUGAAAACUUCCCGUACGUUCUUCAGCGAAGUUGAACGCCGCUUUGAUGCCAUGCCCUUCACUCUUAGGGCAUUUGAGGAUGAGGCCAAAGCCCGUCUGGGUGUAGUGGAGUGUGCCAAGCAUGAAUUGCUACAGCCCUUCAGUGUGCUGCAUGAGAAAGAAGGAGAGUUUGUAGCUCAGUUUAAGUUCACGGUGAUGCUGAUGGCCAACGGGCCUCACAGAAUCACCAACGGACCCUUCGAUCCAGAGCUCUACAAGUCAGAGCAUGAAGUUCAGGAUCCAGAGCUAAGGACUUUACUACAGAGCUCUGCAAGCCGUAAAACACAGAAGAAAAAGAAAAAGAAGGCCUCAAAGACGGCAGAAAAUGCAACUGGACAGUCAACUGAGGACACAGAAGCAGCAGGAUAAAUAAAUAAAUGAAUAAAAAAAUAAAUACUGCCUUUCCACACAUGCAAGACCCCACAGAGAAGCAAGAGAAGACAUGACAAAUUGCCCCAAACUCUCUGCCCUUAAAACCCCCUAGUAGUUGAUUUCAGAAAUCAGUUGGAUAUUUGUAGGAUCCUACAUGGAUGCUUAACCCUUUACUGCAUUGAAGAAAAGUACCAUGGAAGGAUUUUUGCUGUGUUUUUUAUUAACUUGAAUAGAAAAUACAGACUAUUUGCAAAUAGUUUUACAUCUUUGAAAAGUCUUGUUGCCAAAUGGUAAAUGUGCGACCAGUGCCUGUUUUUGUAACUUUAAAAAUCUUUUGGUCCUCUUCAUGCUUGUAUUAUUUGCAGCGGAAAAUGUCCUUUUCAGUAAAACUGAAACUUACAGUGGGCAUUAAUGGGAGUGAAUCAGUCCAUGUUUUGUACAUCCAUCUAUGAGUAAAGGGUCAGUAGAUA